AUGGACAAACACAGUGAAUUCAUAACAACAUUGUCAAUGAAGACUCAAAAUGUUGGCAACAUUAAUGAUCUCAUUAGACAACUACUGGAGGAAGACAUUCAGAUUAUUCGCGAACAUACAGACAAUAGGACUGUUUGUUAUCUACCAAAUUCGAAGGAUUUAGAUGAUCUUCAAAAGGAGUUGUUAAAGACUGCUCAAGGUGUACGAGACGAAGCAUACACAGAAUUACGUUCGAUUGAUGAUAGCUUUGGAAGUUUGGUGUCAACACAGCUGUCAACAUCAACAUUAGACCAGCAAAGCAGUUUGAGUGCUGCAGAGAAUGAUCAGAACAAGGCGAAUAUAUUGGAUAAUUCUCGAGGUGAUGAAUCUCACUGUGCAAAUGAAGACACUUGCUUCUCCUCAUCGUCAACUUUCAAUGUUCAACAACAAUGCUGUUUGACAAAAUCUCUUGCUGAUAGCGCCACUACUCGUCCUAACAGUCGAUACUACAAAACGGAAUUGUGUAGGCAUUAUUCUAACACUUCUGGUAGAGGUUGUAGUUAUGGGGAUGGAUGUCAUUUCGCUCAUGGGGCGAUUGAACUCAGAUGCACUCCACAUCAUCCACGGUAUAAAACACAAUUGUGUCGUCUUUUUCAUCGUUACAGAAAUGUAGAUUCGGGAAGAGAUGUCAGUUUAUUCAUGACGAAGCAUUAG
Heterobilharzia americana is the source of this 693-nucleotide messenger RNA. NCBI's taxonomy places the organism in Eukaryota, Metazoa, Platyhelminthes, Trematoda, Strigeidida, Schistosomatidae. The record is from the annotation of a GenBank genome assembly.